Messenger RNA from Monoraphidium neglectum, 1467 nucleotides. RefSeq lists its product as hypothetical. Gene Ontology annotation, cellular component: membrane. The transcript has 12 exons. Gene Ontology annotation, biological process: amino acid transport; transmembrane transport. The record is from RefSeq and is a predicted model, not a curated record. The coding region runs from base 1 to 1467 and encodes 488 amino acids. NCBI's taxonomy places the organism in Eukaryota, Viridiplantae, Chlorophyta, Chlorophyceae, Sphaeropleales, Selenastraceae. Gene Ontology annotation, molecular function: transmembrane transporter activity.
AUGAGCACCCUCACCUCCAUAUCUGCGUCCUUCUACGUCGGCCUCACCUAUGGCGGCCCCGCCGUCUGCAUCUGGGGCUGGGUCGCCGUGUCUGCAGCCACCCUGUGCAUUGGCCUGGGCAUGGCUGAGCUGGCGUCUGCCUACCCCACCUCUGGAGGCAUGUACUACUGCGCCGACGGCGCCGCUGCAGUCGGCGCCGCUGCAAUCGGCGCCGCUGCAGUCGGCGCCGACAGCAGCGGCGCCGGCGGCGGCCAGAGCAGCAGUGGCCAGCGAUUGAGGCUGCAGCAGCAACCGCAGCGAUGGCAGCCACAGCAGUGGCGGCGGAGGCGACAGGGGCAGCAGCAGCAGUACCGGCAGCAGCAGCAGCCGGAGCAAGAAUUGCAAUUCCGUCUGGCCGGCAAGAGGUUUGGCCCCUGGGCCUGCUGGGUCACCGGCUGGCUCAACCUGCUGGGCCAGAUCGCGGCCGUGAGCGCCGUGGCGGCCCUGUGCUCAGAGCUGACGGCCACCAUGAUCACCAUGGCUUCGGGCCUCAACGGCGCGGAGCCCCUGGAGCUCAAUGAGAAGCACCACUUUGGCCUCUUCGCGGCAUUCAUGGUCGCCAACGCCCUCAUCAAUGGCGCGGGGCUGCGGUUCCUGACACUCUGCACGCAGGCGCGUGCACAACGCAUCGGUGCGGUGGUGAAUCUGGCGGGUGUGGUGCUCCUGGUGAUCAUCGUGCCUGCUGUGACGCCCGUGAGGCAGAGCGCGUCCUUGGUGUUCACAGACUUUGAGACCAAGCACGCCAACGACGUCGGCAUCAUCAACCCCCUCUACGUGGCCCUCCUGGGCCUGCUGCUGCCCGGCUACUCCUACACGGGCGUGGAUGGCCCCGUCCACAUGGCUGAGGAGGUCAAUGGCAGUGAGAGGGGCCCCGUCAUCGCCAUCCUCAACGGCAUCGGCAUCAUGUUUGUGGGGGGCCUCGCCAUGAUCAUCUCCCUGCUCUUCUCAAUGAAGUCCCUGGAGAGUGUCCUGGACGAGAGCAACGCGUCAGGCGGCAACCCCAUCCCCCAGGCACGCGCGCUCGCACGGCCCCUCGGCCGUCUCCCGGCCGCACAGCUCCGCAGCCUCUCUCCCGGCCAGCGGCGCUCCAGGCCGGCAUCUGGUCCAGCGGCGAGACGCGCUCUCAUCAUGUACGACGCCUUCAACGACCGAUUCAACAACCCGGCGGCCGGCAUAGCUCUCCAGAUCAUCCCCAUCGCGGCCUCGUUCUUCUGUCUGGUGGCCACAACCACCUAUGUGUCCCGGAUCAUGUUCUGUUACUCGCGCGACCGCGCGGUGCCCUUCUCCAGCCUCUGGGUCAGGGUGGACAAGCGCACGCGCACCCCCCAGGCGGCACUCUGGUGCGUGUGCACCCUGGCGCUGAUGCUGGGCCUGCCCAUGCUGGGAUCAGACACUGGUGAGACCCAGCGGGGGGUUUGGGGUGCAUGA